GGGAAAGUGGUGCGGAAGGAGCUGACAGGGCAGGCAGGGGGCGCGAAGGGCCGAGGCGACAGCUCUGCCACCUGGGCGGGAGCCGCCAGGACGUUUCCUCUCCCCCGGGCGUUAUUGUGCGCCUGGCUUCUAAAAGAUUACGUCUAUUUUGAGAAUUCCUCCAGCAAUCCUUACCUGGUUAGAAGGAUUGAAGAGCUCAAUAAGACAGCAAAUGGAAACGUGGAGGCAAAGGUUGUGUGCCUUUUCCGGCGAAGGGACAUUUCUAGUAGCCUCAACAGCCUGGCUGAUAGCAAUGCCAGGGAGUUUGAGGAGGAGUCAAAGCAACCGGGGGUGUCAGAGCAGCAGCGACACCAACUGAAGCACCGGGAGCUUUUCCUUUCUCGGCAGUUCGAGUCGUUACCGGCCACCCACAUAAGGGGGAAAUGCAGUGUGACCCUCUUGAAUGAGACCGACAUCUUAAGCCAAUACUUGGAAAAGGAGGACUGCUUCUUUUAUUCACUCGUCUUCGACCCUGUGCAGAAGACACUUCUAGCUGAUCAGGGGGAGAUCCGAGUUGGUUGCAAAUACCAAGCUGAGAUCCCAGAUCGCCUGGCAGAGGGAGAAUCCGAUAAUCGGAACCAACAGAAGAUGGAGAUGAAGGUCUGGGACCCAGACAACCCUCUCACAGACCGGCAGAUCGAUCAGUUUCUCGUGGUGGCCCGGGCUGUGGGGACUUUCGCAAGAGCCCUAGAUUGCAGCAGCUCCAUUCGGCAGCCAAGCCUGCACAUGAGCGCAGCCGCUGCCUCCCGAGACAUCACGCUGUUUCACGCAAUGGAUACACUGCAGAGGAACGGCUACGACUUGGCUAAAGCCAUGUCGACCCUGGUGCCCCAGGGGGGCCCGGUGCUGUGUCGGGACGAGAUGGAGGAGUGGUCGGCCUCUGAGGCCAUGUUGUUUGAGGAGGCCCUGGAGAAGUAUGGCAAGGAUUUCAAUGAUAUUCGCCAGGAUUUUCUGCCUUGGAAGUCACUUGCCAGCAUAGUCCAGUUUUAUUACAUGUGGAAAACCACAGACCGCUACAUUCAGCAGAAGAGAUUGAAAGCUGCUGAAGCAGACAGCAAACUAAAACAAGUCUAUAUCCCUACCUAUACUAAGCCAAAUCCUAACCAGAUCAUCUCUGUGGGCUCGAAACCUGGCAUGAACGGGGCUGGAUUCCAGAAGGGCCUGACUUGCGAGAGCUGCCACACCACACAGUCUGCCCAGUGGUACGCCUGGGGCCCGCCCAACAUGCAGUGCCGCCUCUGUGCUUCCUGCUGGAUCUACUGGAAGAAGUAUGGGGGACUGAAGACCCCGACCCAGCUGGAGGGGGCUGCUCGGGGCACAACAGAGCCACACUCGAGGGGUCAUUUGUCUCGACCAGAAGCCCAGAGUCUCUCUCCCUAUACGACCAGCGCCAACCGGGCCAAGCUGCUGGCUAAGAACAGGCAAACAUUCCUGCUUCAGACCACAAAGCUGACCCGUCUUGCCAGACGCAUGUGCAGGGACCUGUUACAGCCGAGGAGGGCUGCCCGACGACCCUAUGCCCCUAUCAAUGCCAAUGCCAUCAAGGCAGAGUGCUCCAUUCGACUUCCUAAGGCUGCGAAGACUCCGCUGAAGAUUCACCCUCUGGUGCGGCUGCCCCUGGCAACUAUUGUCAAAGAUUUGGUGGCCCAGGCACCUCUGAAACCAAAAACACCUCGGGGCACCAAGACACCGAUCAACAGAAACCAACUGACCCAGAACCGGGGUCUGGGGGGCAUUAUGGUGAAACGGGCCUAUGAGACUAUGGCAGGAGCAGGGGCCCCCUUCUCUGCCAAUGGGAGACCUCUGGCCUCAGGGAUUCGCUCAAGCUCACAGCCAGCAGCCAAGCGUCAGAAGCUAAAUCCGGCUGAUGCCCCCAAUCCUGUGGUGUUUGUGGCCACAAAGGAUACCAGGGCCCUGCGGAAGGCUCUGACCCACCUGGAAAUGCGGCGAGCUGCCCGCCGGCCCAACUUGCCCCUGAAGGUGAAGCCACCACUGAUUGCAGUGCGGCCCCCAGUCCCACUCUCUGCACCGUCACAUCCUGCCAGCACCAACGAGCCCAUUGUCCUGGAGGAUUGAGCAUCUGCAGGGGGGAGGGAGGUGGGCUGAAAGCUAGAGGAUGGGUGCCCAGGGCACCCAACCUCCCUUCCCUCUAGUAUCAAAGGGAAUGAGGAGGGAGGGAGGGAGGGAGCAAGUGAGUGUGUGUCCUCCAAGGGGUUGGGGCGCCCUCUGGUGUUACCACUUGGGCUAGUCCCCUUCCUAUGCUUCUCCACGCCUGGUGGUGGAGGGGGCACUGCAGGAACUUGGUCUAGUGUGGGAACCUAGCCUGUUUUCAGGGGUAGGACCCACAGUUGUCUUGGACAGUUGGGGGGAGGGUUUUUUAAUUUUUUAAAAAUUUUGCCUCCCUUUGUGAAAGGGGACAGGGGAGGGGAAGAGUAAAUUGAUAGGAGGUGGUGGUACCUGGUUGGGGGUGGGGGGCGUGCACUGCCAUGACUGCCAUGUCUGUAUCUUUUUUUUCUUUUUUUCUAAUGGGGGUUUCUCUUCCUGUCCGGUGUCCGGACCUUUCCGUAUUGGAGUUUGAGGCCCCUAAGCUGGCAUCAAUCCCAGCCCAUGCUCUUUCUUUUCCUUCCCUCUCCUUGUCCCCUCUGCCUUUUGUACGCCAAUUCUCAGAAAUAAAGAUCUUUUGUCCGUUUUUUUAACCUCGGAUUCUGUAAUUGGUUCUUAUAGUAACAAAUAAAAAGCUGUUUUCUUCA
Molecule: messenger RNA, 2789 nt
Organism: Suricata suricatta (meerkat)
Lineage: Eukaryota; Metazoa; Chordata; Mammalia; Carnivora; Herpestidae
Gene: MTA2
Product: metastasis associated 1 family member 2
Exons: 18
Biological process (GO): negative regulation of transcription by RNA polymerase II
Cellular component (GO): nucleoplasm; NuRD complex
Molecular function (GO): sequence-specific DNA binding; histone deacetylase binding; chromatin binding
Source: RefSeq, a predicted model, not a curated record